Molecule: messenger RNA, 417 nt
Organism: Monoraphidium neglectum
Lineage: Eukaryota; Viridiplantae; Chlorophyta; Chlorophyceae; Sphaeropleales; Selenastraceae
Product: flagellar associated protein
Exons: 3
Coding region: 1-417 (138 amino acids)
Biological process (GO): intraciliary retrograde transport; protein localization to cilium
Cellular component (GO): intraciliary transport particle A
Source: RefSeq, a predicted model, not a curated record
AUGAUCGAGAUCUACCUGAGCCCGGAGAACGAUGUCAGCUGGACGGACGGCAACCAGCCGGCCGCUGCACCGUCCAGGGGGGGAAGCAGGGACGGCAGCGUGGGCGGGGCGGGGGCGGGGGUGGGAGCAGGAGGGGGCACAGCGGAGGAGGAGGCGCAGGAGGCGGCUGUGACGGCGCGAGAGUUGCUGAAGCAGCUGCGGCCUGAGGAUGUGGAUGAGAGCAGAUACCAGGUGCUGUCGGCGUAUGCGCGCAUGGCAGGGCGCCAGCGCGGCGACGUGGAGGCGGCGGUGGGGUCGCUGCUUGACGUGGCGUCGUCCGACCCCAACAACGUGCCCGUUCUGCUGGCGUUGGCCCACGGGUUCGUGCUGAUGAAGCAGGUGGACAGGGCAUGGUCCCCAAGGCGCGCAACCAGCUAA